Messenger RNA from Styela clava, 2565 nucleotides. RefSeq lists its product as uncharacterized. The record is from RefSeq and is a predicted model, not a curated record. Lineage: Eukaryota; Metazoa; Chordata; Ascidiacea; Stolidobranchia; Styelidae.
AGCCUGUGUAUAUUAAUAGUAAUGAAACUAACUUAAAAAUAUUAUAAAAGAAGAAUAAAGAUAAAAGGAUUUUUGAAGAAUGGCUGCCAUGAAUGAUGCUCCAGCGGUGGAAGCAGAUGCCAGUUCCAUGCAAGGAGCCGCUGUCUUCAAUCAUCCAGAUGAUCAUGAAUUCUGGUGCCGGAUCCAUCCUGCAUCUCCUGAUAGUGUUCCAGUGAAUGAGGACACCAAGACCUUUGCAAACCUUCAAGCUCAACUUGAGCAAGAUUUCUCACAAGUACCGAAGUUGAAACGAAGUAUCAAGUUUCUGAAAAGAUGUUUCAAAGUUCCGAUGGGGAAUGAGGAGGCCCCAGUGUGUGUUCGCUCAUUCAUCAAUAUGACAAAAUGGUUUGGCUCGUUCACAAGACUUACUAAUAACUCUUGCAUCUUUCUGGACCAGAUUCACAAAUUAAUGUCAUAUUUACUGGAGCAAGGAAAUGAAAAAAUCAGUCCUUUUGCUGGAAUGAUCGACCAACGACAGGCAGAGGAACAUUUGAAUCAACCCUCAGCCAAACCAGAAUCGUAUUUAAUCAGAUUUAGUGAAAGUCUUGCUGAACAAGGUGGAUUCUCUCUUGCAGUAAAGUGCAAUGCGACUGAAAUCAGACAUUACAACAUACUGGGAAACACAGCAGAAGCAUCACAGCAAAGAACAUUUAACGCUCGUUUAAAACUUCGGCACAGAGAGUAUCCUGAUCUCAAUGAGGAUGAGGGAGAGUACAACGACAUUGUGGAGUUCAUGAAGAAUCGUCUCAGCGAUGAGAUAGAAGAUAAUGUUUACUGCACGUAUAUUUGCCCCAAUUUGCCUUGUAAUGCCUUGUUCAGGGGCUAUGAUUGAUAGAGAGACAUAUGUCUACCCAAUAUAAACUUCUCAUAUGUACCCAUUAUGGUACACAGUCAGUAGUUUAAAUAUAAUAUUGAUACCUAAUGUUUACCUAUGUAAUGUGUACAUGUAAUGUGAAUAACAUAUGUGAGAAUGGUUGAGAGUACAUUUGCACUCUUAAGUUUAUUCGAAAGCUCCAGUGUGCCGUGUAAUGGUGUGUUUGGAGGUUAUGAUUAAAUGGGAGACAUAUGUACACCUAAUAUGUACCUAUCAAUAUUGUACACAUAAUAUGGAUACUUAAUGUUUACCUAAUAUGAAGAGCGUAUUGUGAAGAUUGGUGCACAUUCACAUUUACACCCUUACACCCUUAAAUUUGUUCACAAGCUUCAAUUUGCCAUGUAAUGCUUUGUUUGAAAAAGAGGUGUGCAAUAUUGUUUGAUGGUGGGCCAUAUAACCAACUACCGACAUCUAGCUGGGCCACACGAAAAAAAGUGAAUGUGCCUUUUUCCCAAUCACCGGUCAAAACGACAAAAGAUUUGACUCGGUGGAAAGGGCAAAAAAGCGACCUUUUAAACAUGAACUGUCGGAUUAAGAUUUCAUGUAUGACGAUGAAAAAUCUGAGUGUUGCCAAGGGCCACACUAAAUGACUUGGUAGGCCGGUUUGUGGCUCGCGGGCCGCUUGUUGCACACUCCUGAUUAAAGAGAGACAUAUGUGCACCCAAUAUGCACAUCUAACAUGUGCACCAAAUGUGAAUACUCGUAAUUACAUACACCCAUUGUGAACACUUAAUGUGAACAGCGUAUGUCUAAACGAAUCUGUGCAAAAGCCACAAUUUGUCAUGUAAUGCUCAGUUCAGAGGUCACGAUUAAAGAAAGGCAUAUGUACACUUGCCAUAAUUUAAACAUUAUAUUUGUGAGGUGUGUCACAACAUAUUUGCACACACUACUGUAAUUUGCUCUGAAGCUUCAAUAUGGCAUGUAAUGCUUAAAUUGAGGGAAGUCACCUAAAGUGUACAGCUAAUGACAUCACCUAAUAUAUCAGGGUGUCUAAAAAGUGCCUUCACAAUUUUAAUUUUGUUAUGAAGUCAAUUCUCAAUAUAUCUUAACCAGGUUUGUUGUUUUUUAAUCAGUAAUUGUUUAAGUAUUUUUACUUCAUUCAAUACAUCUGUGAGGGCCAAAACAAUAUAUGGUAUUGAUAAAUUCACUUUGCAAUUUCAAAAAGAUUUCAUGGACACCCUAUAAAUAACAUAUCCUUGAUGAUGCAUUGAAAAUUUUCUUUCUUGUUUUUGUGCACGGAGCCAUUCGCAUCCACAAAUCUACGUCAAAAUAUUCUAGUCUUUGUUUCUGUAUUAUAUAAGAUUAUGCCAUCAUGUUGAUCUGACAUUUUUUGAUACUCUUUGCAACCGGAUGAUAAUCUUGACAUGUUUUUUGUUCGUGUAUGUUCAUGUCAACUAUUUAAAUCUUUGUUUCUGACAAAAAAAUUUAAAUUAAUUGUGCAGUUACUCAUUCACAUUUUUAGCUUUCUAGUUUUUGUUUCCUUGUGAAGUUCAAUCAAAUUCAUGUUUGCUGAUUUUUUUUACAUAUCAUUUUUUACUCAAUUUAAAUUGCUCUAUAUUACCUUACUUCCACAUUCCUGUCACUUUCAGGAACAUUGCCAGGGGGGUAUUGGUAGGCUGAGGGCCAAAAUCACCCCCCCCCCCUUCCCCCCC